Tachysurus vachellii is the source of this 1069-nucleotide messenger RNA. Its product is annotated as gamma-glutamylaminecyclotransferase-like. NCBI's taxonomy places the organism in Eukaryota, Metazoa, Chordata, Actinopteri, Siluriformes, Bagridae. The record is from RefSeq and is a predicted model, not a curated record. Gene Ontology annotation, molecular function: gamma-glutamylaminecyclotransferase activity. The transcript is spliced from 3 exons. Bases 179 to 703 code for a protein of 174 amino acids.
UCCAUGGUGAAUAUAUACCUAAAGAGCAUUACAGAGAGGACAGAGUAGGCACUUAAUAACCUUUGUAUUGCGCAUAAAUGGGAUUUAAGGAGCCAUUUGGCAAUUUUGACAAAUUGUCAUAGGCACUUUUGGGAAAAGGGGGAUUUUUUUAAAGACAAUUCAGGAGUUUUAAUCUUGGAUGAGGAAGUUCAUUCCUACAAUUCUGCAGAUUCUUAGCUUUCUGCUACCAGCUACACAGAUGACGCAUGUUUUUGUGUAUGGCACUCUUAAAAAGGGCCAGCCUAACUACUACAGGAUGAUGGACACUACCAAAGGCAAGGCCAGGUUCCUUGGCCAUGCUCGCACUGUUGAAAAAUACCCCCUGGUGAUAGCGGGCAAGUACAAUAUCCCAUUCCUCCUCAACAAGCCUGGAGAAGGACAGCGUGUCGAAGGAGAAAUCUACAGUGUGGAUGAACCAAUGCUGAAAUUUCUUGACUGGUUUGAAGGCUGUCCAGAAAUGUAUCAGCGAACACAAGUCUUGCUUGAGGUUAAAGAAUGGGUUGGAGAGGAAGAGGAAGCACCUAAAGUGGGCAGUACCACCGAAGCCUUUAUGUACAGUACGACCACUUACAAGCCUGAGUGGCUCCUGUAUCCAACCUUUGACAGCUAUGAUGCAUAUGGGGAUCACGGUCUGCAAUAUGAGCCUCGAGAAGCCAGAGACUGAUUGAUAUUUCUGACUGAUAAUUCAUUUUCUGUCAUUAUCAUUGACAAGUCUUUCUGGAGAUAUACACACAGCCAUACACAAUGACCAAAUGCAUUCCCUUCUGUAAAUAAGCAGGGAGUGAGAAUGUAUGUGAAUUAAUACUGAAUCUAAUACUGAAGAUCAACACUUUAUUUUAUCCUCCAACUGAUUCUGAAUUUAGCUAAACAGCAAUAGCUUUUUUUUUAAAUAAAUUUUAUUUGAUGAGUUAAAAAUUAAAAUGAGUUUUAAUCAUGAUUGAUGUUCAUGCUUUGUCAAGAAAAUAAGAAAAGACAGGGAUUUAAAUGUUUCUCGUUUUCCACCUCAUUUUAAUAAAUAAUGUAACUCACA